ACGUUGUGGAUCAACAAAAGAUCUGUCACGAAGUUUGAAUUACCUUUGAGUUGAUAAUUACUACGGUUAAUAUUUAAUUAUGUUAUACAGCGCUUAGUUAUUAUUAAUAAAUUGCUUUCUUACAUAAGUGUCUGGAACAGUUGUGAUUAACUUGACUUAAUAUGGGUCUUUUAAGUAUAUUGAAGAAACUACGUUCACAUCCAGAUAAAGAAUUGCGUCUUCUACUGUUAGGUUUGGAUAAUGCUGGAAAAACGACUCUCUUAAAACAAUUGGCAUCUGAGGAUGUCUCUCAUGUGACCCCGACAGCAGGAUUCAAUAUAAAAUCUGUUUUAUCUAAUGGCUUUAAAUUAAAUGUAUGGGAUAUCGGUGGACAAAGAAAAAUACGGCCCUAUUGGAGGAAUUAUUUUGAGAAUACUGAUAUUUUGAUAUAUGUGGUAGAUUGUUCUGAUCACGUCCGUCUGGAAGAAACUAGUCAGGAAUUGGCUGAAUUGUUGCAAGAUGACAAGUUACGAGGGGUGCCACUGUUGGUAUACGCUAAUAAGCAGGAUUUAGCUACGGCGUUGCCCGCGAGCGAUGUGGCUACACACUUGGGCCUCCAUCUAAUCAGGGAUCGUACUUGGCAGAUACAAGCCUGUGUUGCUACAGAUGGUACUGGUGUAAAGGAAGGCAUGGAAUGGGUUUGUAAGAACAUCCCGGUGAAGAAGUAAUAUUGUAUUAUUGUAGUGAAUUCAUAUAAAAUUAUUGCUUACUCUAAUAUUGUACAAUUAUAUUAAUGUUCAAGUAUUUAUUUUUUUUAUAAUUUCUAAUUUAUAUAAAGUUUUAUUGUUUUAAAUAAUGAAAAAAAGGAAGCAAUACUCUCCGUCCACAGUAAGGCUAUAUUUUUUUAGCUUAAAUAAUGAUUAGCUUAAAAAUGAAUUAUCUUCACAUUUAUCUAGUCACUUUAUUAUUAGUAAAUAUUCAUAAUUACACGUUUUUUAAGAAAUUAUUAUACAAAAAUUGUAUUAAUCGUUCAUGUCUAGGGAAUAUACCUAACAGCUGUCACUCAAUAUUAUUUAUAGCAAGAACAGUUAAGAUUACAUUAAAAUGUCACAGCUUUUAUGAUGUAGAGGUUUAUCUUCCAUAUAAAUAGGCUUUGAAAAUAAAGAGCUUGUAUAGAUGAGAA
Molecule: messenger RNA, 1162 nt
Organism: Danaus plexippus (monarch butterfly)
Lineage: Eukaryota; Metazoa; Arthropoda; Insecta; Lepidoptera; Nymphalidae
Product: ADP-ribosylation factor-like protein 3
Exons: 5
Coding region: 162-707 (181 amino acids)
Biological process (GO): cilium assembly
Cellular component (GO): microtubule cytoskeleton; cytoplasm
Molecular function (GO): GTPase activity; GTP binding
Source: RefSeq, a predicted model, not a curated record